CGCGAAACACUUUCUUUCUUCCAGGGAUCAAUCAUGGCCACACCGAGUUUCCUCUCAUCGUUCAAGUACUCCGACAGCCUCUCGGUGGUCGGCAUCUCAAUCUGCACGGCCGUCGUAUGCGAGGCCAUCUCCUGGCUUCUCAUCUACCGAACCAACUCCUACAAAUCUCUCAAGUCCUCCAUAGACAAGGCCUCCAAGAAGCUCGAGACUAUGAAGACCGAUUCUAACAAGAUCAUCAACAAGAAGUCCAAGACCAAAAAGAUCGACCGCGUUGAGACCAGCUUGAAGGACGCCAGCCGCGACCUCUCCCUCUUCAAGUUCAAGUCCGGUGCCGUCGUUGCCGUUGUGCUCUUCGUUGUCUUUGGGCUUCUGAACUCGCUUUUCGAGGGCAAAACAGUGGCCAAGCUUCCUUUUAAGCCCUUUGGAAUUGUUAUGAAGAUGAGCCACAGGGGAUUGCCAGGGAACGAUGCAACGGAUUGUUCCAUGGCGUUCUUGUAUUUAUUGUGUUCCGUCAGUAUCCGUACCAAUCUACAGAAGUUUCUCGGCUUCUCUCCCCCAAGGAGCGCAGCCGGUGCCGGACUGUUCCCAAUGCCGGAUCCGAAGACAAAUUGAUCAGACGUUUUAAUGGUAUGAAAUACUCCCUGGGUGUCAAAGCUCUAAUGUAUGAUGUUAAAAAAAGAUUAUGAAGGCAUCUCUAUCUAAUUUGCCUUGGACACUCUAAAGCAGAGGAACAGUGGAGCCAUCCUUGUAGAGCUGGGUUUGGAGUUUCCUUUUCUUCUCCACUGGGCUAUCUCGUUCGAGCUAUCGACUUGCAGCUUGUAUUUGCACUAGUGUCUUGUUCUUGCCUGGGAAACUUUGAUUUUCUUUUUUGAAAAGACUUGUGCUUUUAAAAGCUUGUAGUUUUCAUUACAGAAUGCAUUAGCAUGGCUUCUUAUCGCAGCGCAAAAA
Molecule: messenger RNA, 948 nt
Organism: Tripterygium wilfordii
Lineage: Eukaryota; Viridiplantae; Streptophyta; Magnoliopsida; Celastrales; Celastraceae
Product: calcium load-activated calcium channel-like
Exons: 2
Coding region: 34-612 (192 amino acids)
Biological process (GO): endoplasmic reticulum calcium ion homeostasis
Cellular component (GO): cytoplasm; endoplasmic reticulum membrane
Molecular function (GO): calcium channel activity
Source: RefSeq, a predicted model, not a curated record